AGCUUCUGUGCAAACACAAUUAACAAAGAAAACUUUUUAAUAUAAUUUUAUAAAUAUUAUAUAUUAAUUUUAUUUUAUCAUGUAUAUUUGCCAAAAAUAGCAUACAAAUAAGAAUUUUAAUUGAUAUUAAAAAAAUAAAAUCUUAAUAAAAUUAUUUUUAAUUGGAAUAUAAAUUUUUUAAAAUUAUAAAAACCAUUUAAUAUAUAUAUACAGUCAUAAGUCUAAUUAUUUUGAGGUUAUAUUAUUUCCUCUUAUUAAAAUAUAUAAACGUAAUAUAAAUUCAAUAUAUAUAAACGUGUCAGAAAAAAUUAUUAUCAAUUUAGAUAAUAUAUAAUUGAUAUUUUUAUUAUGUCACGAAUCUCAUAACUAUUCAAAGUUCAUAAAAAAUUACAAAUAUUCUACGUAAUAUUUUGCGAUACAAAAUGCCAGAUAUUAUCGAAGUUUCUAGCAAUAAAAUUUUUAGCGGAUGGCAAAAAGUUUAUUUGCAUGAGAGCUAUGAAUUGGGAUGUAAAAUGAAUUUUGGAAUUUUCCUUCCACCCCAAGUGGAAGAAGGGCCUCAACCUGUUAUUUAUUGGUUAUCUGGUUUAACAUGUACAGAAGCUAAUUUUAUUCAAAAAGCAGGUGCACAAAAGUAUGCUUCUGAACAAGGUGUUAUCUUAGUUGUACCUGACACAAGUCCUCGUAAUCUUAAUAUACUUGGAGAAGAUAAUGAUUGGGAUUUUGGAACUGGUGCAGGAUUUUAUAUUGAUGCAACAAAUGAACCAUGGAAAAAAAAUUAUAGAAUGUACAGUUAUAUUACUAAAGAAUUACCAGUUUUAAUUAAUGAAAAAUUUCCUGUUUUACCAUACAAACAAUCCAUAAUGGGUCAUAGUAUGGGUGGACAUGGAGCCUUAAUAUGUGCUUUAAAAAAUCCUGGUUUAUAUAAAACUGUAUCUGCUUUUGCACCUAUAAGUAAUCCUGUUUUAUGUCCAUGGGGAAAAAAAGCCUUUACUGGUUAUUUGGGUGGACCAGAAACUAAUGUUACAUGGAGAGAUUGGGAUGCUACAGAAUUGGUUAAAAAAUACAAUGGGCCUCCUUUGGAUAUUUUAAUUGAUCAGGGAAAAGAAGAUAAGUUUUUAAAAGAUGGCCAAUUACUGCCAGAAAAUUUGUUAUCUGCUGCAAAAGAUGCUGGAUUAUCAUUAGUUCUUAGAUUUCAAGAAGGCUAUGAUCAUAGCUACUUUUUUAUAUCCACAUUCAUAGAAGAUCAUAUUAAACAUCAUGUAAAAUAUCUUAAAUGUUAAUAUGUACUUAUUUUUUAAAUGUUUUUGAUAUUAAAAAGUAAAUAAAUAAUAUGAAUAAUGUAAUAAA
Apis cerana (Asiatic honeybee) is the source of this 1347-nucleotide messenger RNA. Its product is annotated as S-formylglutathione hydrolase. Gene Ontology annotation, biological process: formaldehyde catabolic process. NCBI's taxonomy places the organism in Eukaryota, Metazoa, Arthropoda, Insecta, Hymenoptera, Apidae. The record is from RefSeq and is a predicted model, not a curated record. Gene Ontology annotation, cellular component: cytosol. Gene Ontology annotation, molecular function: S-formylglutathione hydrolase activity.